UAAAUCCUAAUUUGAAUGAUAUUAAAUUUGAAUAAAAACUUAACGUCUCCUCUUACCACAUUUCAAUUCCAACCAUUCACGAGAAAUUAUCUAAACCUGACAUGAAGAAAGGUCCAGGUCCUGACAUUAACUUUAUAUCCUCAAAUAUCUCUUUUGCAGAGGUCAUCGACGACUUGCACAACAUGUUUGACGAACGUACCAAGAGAAAAACUCCGAUGAUAUCAGACUUCCACCAUUCCGUCAUCAUGAAAAACGCGGAUCGUCUCAACUCGUGCAUCAUCUACGACAGAGACUUCUCCUACACGUACUUCGGCUUGAAAACGUUGGAGCGUUCCUACCUCCUGAGAAUAAAUGGCAAAAUAGCUGAACGUCCUCAGCACAUGUUGAUGAGAGUCGCGGUCGGGAUCCACGGCGAAGACAUAGACGCAGCUAUUAACACUUACAACUUGAUGUCGGAGAAGUAUUUCACGCAUGCUAGCCCUACUUUGUUCUCGGCUGCCACUCCACGACCUCAACUGUCUUCUUGCUUCUUGCUAAUGAUGCCGGAAGACAGCUUGGAGGGGGUGAGCAAGUGUCUGUCCAGGUGCGCCGUUAUUUCAAAGUCCGCGGGAGGGAUCGGCGUGAACGUGCACAACAUACGAGCCAAGAGCACCGAGAUUGACAGGAUCGCAAAAUCCAAUGGGCUCGUCCCUCUACUGAGGGUGUUCAACAAUACGGCGAGGUACGUCGAUCAGGGAGGCAACAAGAGACCUGGGGCGUUUGCUAUUUACCUAGAGCCGUGGCAUGCGGACAUUUUGGAGUUCCUCGACCUGAAGAAGAACACCGGGAAAGAUAUUAAUCGCGCCAGGGAACUAUUCUACGCUAUGUGGAUCCCUGACUUGUUCAUGAAGAGGGUCGAGGCUGACGGUACUUGGUCUCUGAUGUGCCCGCAUCGCUCCAAGGGGCUUUCCAUUUGCUGGGGCGAGGAGUUUGAGAAGCUCUAUGAACGCUACGAGGCUGAAGGCAAGUUCGUCAGGCAGUUACCGGCACGUGACGUGUGGAAAGCCAUCACUGUAUCCCAGGUAGAGACUGGUACUCCUUACAUGCUCUACAAGGAUGCUUGCAACAGGAAAAGUAACCAGCAGAAUCUUGGCACGAUCAAGAGCAGCAACUUGUGCACGGAGAUUAUCGAGUAUACCUCCCCCGAUGAGGUCGCUGUGUGCAACUUGGCCUCCAUCGCUGUCAACAUGUUUGUAAAGCCCGAUCGUGAGACAUACGAUUUCCAGAAGUUGAGAGAAAUAACUAAGGUGGUCGCCAGGAACUUGGACAAAAUAAUCGACGUGAACUACUACCCCAUACCCGAGGCGAGGCUGUCGAAUAUGAGACACCGGCCCAUCGGAAUCGGGAUCCAGGGGUUAGCGGACGCGUUCAUCCUCAUGCGCAUGCCCUUCGAUAGCGAACAGGCGGCACUUUUGAAUAAGCAAAUCUUCGAAACCCUCUACUACGCGGCCCUGGAGGCGAGUUGCGAACUAGCCGAGAAAGACGGCCCUUAUUCGACCUACGAAGGCAGUCCUGUAAGCAAAGGUAUCUUGCAGUACGACAUGUGGGGCGUUACUCCGACAGAUCUCUGGGACUGGUCUGCUUUGAAGGAGAAAAUCGCCAAGCAUGGGGUACGCAAUUCCUUGUUACUCGCUCCCAUGCCUACUGCGUCUACUGCGCAAAUCCUGGGCAACAACGAGUCCAUCGAGCCUUACACCUCGAAUAUCUACACCAGGAGGGUCCUUUCUGGGGAGUUCCAGGUUGUCAACCAACACCUGAUCAAUGAUCUAACGGAUGCCUCCUUGUGGGACGAUACCAUGAAGAACCAAGUCCUCGCCAACUUCGGGUCUAUCCAAAACAUCCCCGGCAUUCCGGAUAACCUCAAAGCUAUUUACAAGACCGUGUGGGAGAUUUCGCAGAAGGUUAUUAUCAACAUGGCGGCGGAUAGAGGGGCCUUCAUCGAUCAGAGCCAGAGCUUGAAUAUCCAUAUGGAGAAAGCUACGUACGGAGCGCUGUCUUCGAUGCACUUCUAUGGGUGGAAAAAGGGUCUCAAGACUGGGAUGUACUACUUGAGAACCAAGCCAGCUGCCAAGCCGAUUCAGUUUACUGUUGAUAAGAGUAAACUUAUCGUGAAGAACCAGAAGCAUGUCAACGGAGCUCAGAAUGGUGUGGCUGAGAAAAGUGAGAAUGAUAAAGGCAAACCUGAAGAGCCUGCGGGAGUCGGUAAAUGAAUCUCGAUUUUUGUGCGAACGAUGUUGUGAUAUAAUAGUUUCAUUUUGGAAAUUAUGAUCAUUUUUUAUUGAAUACUUUAGAUUAAUAUUUAUAUUUGAAGAAUAAAAAUGUA
Leptinotarsa decemlineata (Colorado potato beetle) is the source of this 2362-nucleotide messenger RNA. Its product is annotated as Ribonucleoside diphosphate reductase large subunit. Gene Ontology annotation, molecular function: ribonucleoside-diphosphate reductase activity, thioredoxin disulfide as acceptor; ATP binding. NCBI's taxonomy places the organism in Eukaryota, Metazoa, Arthropoda, Insecta, Coleoptera, Chrysomelidae. Gene Ontology annotation, biological process: deoxyribonucleotide biosynthetic process. The record is from RefSeq and is a predicted model, not a curated record. Gene Ontology annotation, cellular component: ribonucleoside-diphosphate reductase complex.